Spea bombifrons (plains spadefoot toad) is the source of this 1929-nucleotide messenger RNA. It is a transcript of the gene MTMR2, whose product is annotated as myotubularin related protein 2. Bases 106 to 1818 code for a protein of 570 amino acids. NCBI's taxonomy places the organism in Eukaryota, Metazoa, Chordata, Amphibia, Anura, Pelobatidae. The record is from RefSeq and is a predicted model, not a curated record. Gene Ontology annotation, molecular function: phosphatidylinositol-3,5-bisphosphate 3-phosphatase activity. The transcript is spliced from 14 exons. Gene Ontology annotation, biological process: dephosphorylation.
GCGCCUGGGUGACGCCUACGCCCCCUCGCGAGACAGGAAGUUGCGGAGAGCCGCCAUAGACGUGUCCCCCUCCUUAUCUGUCCGGAAUAAGCUUUAGCAGCCAGCAUGGAGGAGCUGCUACUGUUACCGGGAGAAAGUGUCAAAGACAUGGCCAAAGAUGUCACUUACAUUUGCCCUUUUACCGGCGCUAUUCGAGGAAGUUUCACAGUAACAAACUACAGGCUGUAUUUUAAAAGUCUGGAAAGGGACCAUCGCUUAGUUCUAGAUGCCCCUCUUGGAGUCAUCAGCAGAAUAGAAAAAAUAGGGGGAGCCGCAAGCCGUGGGGAAAAUUCCCAUGGCAUAGAAAUUGUGUGUAAGGACAUGCGCAAUAUACGAUUUGCUUACAAACAAGAUGCACGCACUCGUAAAACAGUAUUUGAGAACCUUGUGAAGUAUGCCUUUCCAUUAAAUCACAGCUUGCCUUUGUUUGCUUUUGAAUACAAAGAGGUUUUUCCUGAAGAUGGUUGGAAAGUAUAUGACCCAAUAACGGAAUACAGGCGACAGGGUAUUCCUAAUGAAAGCUGGAGAAUUUCAAAGAUAAAUGAUCGGUAUGAUUUGUGUGAUUCUUAUCCGGCCCUUCUGGCUGUACCAGUAAAUAUCUCCGACGAGGAGCUGAAGAAAGUGGCAGCCUUCAGAGCCCGGGAUCGAGUACCGGUGCUGUCAUGGCUUCACCCCGAAAGCCAAGCUGCUAUAGUCCGCUGCAGCCAGCCAAUGGCUGGAGUGAAUGGAAAGAGGUGUAAAGAGGAUGAGAAGUAUCUGCAGUCCAUUAUGGAUGCCAACGCGCAGUCCCACAAAAUCUUUAUAUUUGAUGCCAGGCCUAGUGUGAAUGCUGUGGCUAAUAAGGCGAAAAGUGGAGGAUUUGAGAGUGAAGAUGCGUAUCAGAACGCAGAGCUGGUGUUCCUGGACAUUCACAACAUUCACGUCAUGAGAGAGUCUCUCAGGAAACUGAAAGAGAUCGCCUACCCGAGCAUUCAAGAGUCAAACUGGCUGUCUAAUUUGGAGUCCACCCACUGGCUGGAACAUAUUAAGCUAAUCCUAGCCGGCGCGUUGAGGAUCGCAGACAAACUGGAGUCGGGAAAAACGUCGGUGGUUGUGCACUGCAGCGAUGGCUGGGACCGCACUGCGCAGCUCACGUCCCUGGCCAUGCUGAUGCUAGACGGCUACUACAGGACCAUCCGGGGGUUUGAGGUCCUGCUGGAGAAGGAAUGGCUCAGCUUCGGACACAGAUUCCGGCUUAGAAUCGGCCACGGUGAUAAAAACCACGCGGAUGCUGAUAAAUCCCCGGUGUUUCCGCAGUUCAUUGACUGCGUCUGGCAAAUGACCCGGCAGUUCCCUAAUGCUUUUGAAUUUAACGAGCAUUUUCUCGUAACCAUUCUGGAUCACCUCUAUAGCUGCCUGUUUGGGACUUUUCUCUGUAACAGCGAACAGGAGAGAAUAAUCGAGGGUGUCCAGCAGGAGACGGCGUCUCUGUGGUCCUUCAUAAACAGCCAGCUUGAAGAUUUCAGCAACCCGUUGUACGUGAGCUACGCCAAUCACGUCUUAUUCCCGGUGGCCAGCAGCAGGCACCUGGAGCUGUGGACCGGCUACUACAUACGGUGGAACCCAAGGACGCAACCGCAGGAGGCCAUCAACCACCGCUGUAAGGAGCUUCUUGCGAAGCGUGCGGAGCUCCAGAGGAAACUGGAAGAACUCCAGAGGGAGGCAAGCAAUCGAUCCACUUCGUCAUCAGACCGAGGCGGCUCUCCGCACUCCAUUACCCCGGUGCAGACGGUGGUGUAGGCACUGGCCGCCUGGGCUGCUGGCACGAUGCGGCGGUGCUUAUCUUUUCAGGGGCCACAUGUGUAGUAGUGUCCCCCCUGGAUAAAGCACUGCUCAGUCAGCCAUGAUUUC